AUGUUUAAAUACAUCCAAGGUAUUGUUUUAUCAGUCAAAGCUUGUCAUGAUCGAAACAUUGCGCAUUGUGAUAUAAAACCAAGCAAUUUCAUGCUUGAUCAAUAUGGACGAGUAAAGGUGGGCAACUUUGGUCUUGCGACUUUGUUAUUAGUUGAUGAUGAGAACAAAAAAAUAAAAGGCACAAGAUAUUUCAUGGCUCCAGAAGUUAUAACUCAAAAAGAAUACGACCUCAUGAAGGCGGAUAUAUGGGCUAUUGGCGUUACAUUAUAUUAUCUUACAACUCUUACUUAUCCAUUUUAUGCAACGGAUCAAGAUUCUUUGUUUUCAUUAAUUAUAAAAGGUAAUUACCGUAUUGAUCGUGUUCCGGAUUCAAUGCUCCGUCAAGUGAUACUAAAAUGCCUUGAAACAAAUCCAAAUGACCGACCAACAGUUGACCAGUUAAUUGAGAUGCCAUACUUUAAACGUGGAUCAACACCGUCAGAAAAAGUUCUCAGUCAAGCUGCAUCAAAGAUUAUCAAACCGCGUGUGUCAUCUAGGAAACCAAAGCAUUAUAGAUCUGGGGUUUUCUCCCCAUCAGAAAAUCAAAGAGUUGUGUCAUAUCUUGAAAUGCUUAAGUCAAAUGAUAACCUUAUUGUUUAA
Molecule: messenger RNA, 639 nt
Organism: Trichomonas vaginalis G3
Lineage: Eukaryota; Parabasalia; Trichomonadida; Trichomonadidae
Product: protein serine/threonine kinase protein
Exons: 1
Coding region: 1-639 (212 amino acids)
Biological process (GO): protein phosphorylation
Molecular function (GO): protein kinase activity; ATP binding
Source: RefSeq, a predicted model, not a curated record